UACCUAUGCGUGACGAAGACGAAUGGUGUAUGUUAACGACUUGUUGUCCAACACACGGGGUGUAGACUUCAUACUGAAUAUGAUGUGAUGCUGGAUUAUCAUCGGUAUGGCAUACUUUAAAAGACGAUCGUUUUGUGAUGUCGUCCUUGUUGGAAGAUGCUUAUGCCACCGCUUGCCAAGAUAUUUAAGGAAACGGAGCACGUAUAUAACUUCACUAGACAGUCAUGCCGCUGUGGAUAGGAGUUGUUCAGCGGAUUAUGAUAGUGCUAAACCAUUUCGUGAUAUCCCGGGACCAAAAGGAUUGCCAUUUAUCGGAACUCUCCUGCAAUAUACAGGUCCUUUCAAGAAAUACGACAUAGACAAAUAUCAAGCAGUACUGGAGUCACGAUGGAAACUGUAUGGAUCUGUUGUCAAGGAAACAAUAGGAAACCGCACGCAUGUCCGACUGUUUGACCCGGAUCAUGUACAGAGAGUCUACCAACACGAAGGGGUAUGGCCAAAUAUUGUUCCCAUUCUGGAGAGUUCUCGAAAAUAUCGCGAAACGAAAGGCAUGUCGCCUGGGCUGGGAAAUAUUAACGGAGAGGAAUGGAACACGAUGAGGAAGGCCAUUCAAAUAGUAAUGAUGCGUCCCCAGGAGGUAGCUCAGUUUCUGCCGUUUGUGAAUGAGAUAGCUGAUGACGUCAUAGACGAAAUAUGCAUCAGAAAGGAUACAGAUGGGAAUUUCGAAAAUUUUAACUAUUUGGCGGGAAGAUGGAAUAUGGAAACUGCCGGGAUGAUUUGUUUUGAGAGGAGACUUGGAGCACUAAAGGAGGGAUUCGAAUCUCAUUCGCAGAGAAUGAUCCAGGCAAAUCACGAUAUAUUUGAUUUAUCCACAAAACUAAUGUUUGUACUUCCUUGGGAUUUCAUAACAUAUCGAAGACUUUCAAAACUUCACUACGCAGCGGAAGACUACUUCUACAGCGAUGGCAGGAAUCUCAUAAACUCGACGGUAUCUCGUAUCAAGGAACUGGUUGACGAGAACGAGCUACAGGAAGGAAAGUUCAUGUUUCUUUCAUAUCUUCUUUCUAACACAAAUCUCAACAACAAAGAUAUCAACAUCACAGCCCUCACAGUGUUCGCUGACGGACUUAAUGCGACGGUACCAGCACUGUUACUAGCAAUGUACUGCCUCGCAAAGAAUCCAGAAAUCCAGGAAAGGGCGUUUGAAGAGAUACAACAACACAUCCCUAAAGAUGGUUACAUAACUCUCAACGUUUUAAACAAAUUAUCAUAUCUGAAGGCAUGUUUCAAGGAGUCGUUCAGGCUGUACCCUUUAAACCUAGACGUUAAGAGGAUAUUGGAUAAGAAUAUUGCAGUGGGAGGGUUCCAGAUACCAGCUGGGACUGUCAUAGAGAUGUGUUCCUUCGUACACCAGUGGUCGCCCGUGUAUUUUGAUGAUCCCAUGGAGUUCCGACCAGAGCGUUGGCUUAGGGGCAGCAAAUAUUUCAGAAAUCAUCACCCCUUCAUCGUUAUACCCUUCAGCCAUGGUCCGAGGAUGUGUAUAGGUCGACGAAUAGCCGAGCAGGAUAUGUACGUGAUGAUGGCAAAGCUUCUUAACAAGUUCAAGAUCACUACCCCAACAGAUGAAUUAGGACUUAAAUUCCAAAUCAUUCAGACGCUUGACAAACCUGUUACUUUUACGUUUGAACAAAGAAAGUAACAAGAUUUCCCUGACUCACUCCAACAUUGGGGAUGUUAUAGAAAGAUACCUAAUGCGACAUGUUAGACAGACGUGAAACAAUGCAAAAUCCAUAUUGUAUGUCCGCAUGUUAAUUGCUGGCAUUGGAACAAGGACACGCAUUGAAACUUGAUAUUUUUCUUAUCAGAUAUACAUGGGCGCCAGUUGAUAUUCUUGCACUGCAUAAUAUUAUUGCCGGUAAUGAAAUUAUAUUUUUAUGAUGUAAUACUUCUAUAAUGUGUAUUGCCUAUCUGUCUCCUUAUUCUGAAAUAAAUUCCGAUUAUCAUUAUAUCAUAUGUAGAAAAUUGAGCACCAGAAUAUAUUUUGAUUGUUCUGAUCACAGGGGCUUGGCACGAUUUUCCAAACAUAUAUAUAGACUAUCAUUUGGAAAAUCGUGCCAAGCCCCUGUGGUUCUGAUGUGAUUCCUGGAGAUACAAACUGUUUCCGUGUAUUUGUUUACCUUCCGUGUUUGAUGUUUUUUGACAAAUAUUAUUUAACACAUUUUUGAAAAAAAAACUCAUUUUAGAUCCUUUUACUCCCUUUCAGCAGACGAUGUUAUGCUGAUGUGUAUUUUAGGAAUGUAUGAGGAAACAUAUGCUACAUAUCAAUGGCAUUCUUGUUUUAUUCCCUCAAUAUUUCUUUAGAUUUUGUUAUGGCGUAGCGUGCUUGUUUGAUUUAUAGGAACGUAGGUAUUUCGUCAUACUUUUAAUGAGCAACAUUUAUUUCCAUUUCAAGCUAAGAUGCGUUGUAUGUCUGUUUUGUUUUAUUUGAAUUAGUUUUAAAUUGUUUUGCCAAAUAUUGUGUCAUGCUUGCACUAUACCUAAAUAAUGGUUAUAUUUUUAACUAAUAAAUACGAAUAAUA
Molecule: messenger RNA, 2579 nt
Organism: Pecten maximus
Lineage: Eukaryota; Metazoa; Mollusca; Bivalvia; Pectinida; Pectinidae
Product: probable cytochrome P450 CYP44
Exons: 9
Coding region: 107-1699 (530 amino acids)
Molecular function (GO): iron ion binding; oxidoreductase activity, acting on paired donors, with incorporation or reduction of molecular oxygen; monooxygenase activity
Source: RefSeq, a predicted model, not a curated record